Molecule: messenger RNA, 285 nt
Organism: Ogataea angusta
Lineage: Eukaryota; Fungi; Ascomycota; Pichiomycetes; Pichiales; Pichiaceae
Exons: 1
Coding region: 1-285 (94 amino acids)
Source: RefSeq, a predicted model, not a curated record
AUGCUAGCUGAAAUACAGCAGAAGACUAGGUGCUUGAUUUACAUCCUGAUGGAGCGUCAAAUACGAGCAGCCAAAUUGGAACAGUUGCUAUUGGACUAUAUAGCAUGCAAAUCUCAUGACAAAUUCUCCAAAUCUUCAAUGGAUUCUACCUCAGAAAGAGCUUUAGAAUACGGAUGUGGUUGCCCCCCAUAUGCCACAAAGAUGAGUAAUCAAGCGCGACACAAAAUUGAGAAACGUUCCAAACGAUUUCCAAAAACCGCUCAGAUGGAGCUAGAGAAUUGGUAG